AUGUCUCAGAACCAAGAAUAUAGCGAAGGUUUUAAAAAGGGCCUCAAAGUCCGAGGCGAAGUUCUCGGCGAAGAAUACGUCUCUAAAGCAGUCGCAAGUCUCGACAACGAAUACUGGAAGCCCGCACAGGAGCUCAUAACAGAGUAUGCUUGGGGGAAUGUAUGGACUCGUCCUGGCCUUGAUAGAAAGCAGAGAAGUCUUCUCACAUUGGCGUUUUUGACGGCGCAAAAGGCAUGGCCUGAGUUGACGUUGCAUACCAAGGGAGCUAUGCGGAACGGUUUGACCGAGAUUGAGAUUCGAGAGGCGGUUUUGCAGUCGAUGAUUUACCUUGGUGCUCCUGUUGGGUUGGAGGCUAUGAGGGUUACAGAGAAGGCUAUCAAUGAGUUUAAAGCACAGGGUGGAGGUGAAGCAAGUGGCUCAAAAGAUGAAUGA
Molecule: messenger RNA, 432 nt
Organism: Fusarium odoratissimum NRRL 54006
Lineage: Eukaryota; Fungi; Ascomycota; Sordariomycetes; Hypocreales; Nectriaceae
Exons: 2
Coding region: 1-432 (143 amino acids)
Molecular function (GO): peroxiredoxin activity
Source: RefSeq, a predicted model, not a curated record